GCCCCCGACCCCGCCCCAGGCCCCCGACCCCGCCCCUCCCGGUGGCUGCGGUAGCCGCUGCGCGCUGAAGCGCCUGCUCAGUGUGGGACACGGAGCGCGAGGGGCGGCGGCGGCCGCUGGCGCUCAAGCAUGGCGGCGGCGGCGCUGGGCAACUCCUCAGGCUCGGCGUCCCCGGCCGUGGCCGAGCUCUGCCAGAACACCCCGGAGACCUUUCUGGAGGCCUCCAAGCUGCUGCUCACCUAUGCUGACAACAUCCUCAGAAACCCUAAUGAUGAAAAAUAUAGAUCUAUCCGGAUUGGAAACACAGCUUUUUCUACUAGACUCUUGCCUGUCAGAGGAGCUGUUGAAUGUUUAUUUGAAAUGGGCUUUGAAGAGGGAGAAACACAUCUCAUCUUUCCUAAAAAAGCUUCAGUGGAGCAGCUGCAAAAAAUUCGUGACCUGAUUGCCAUAGAGAGAAGUAGCAGAUUGGAUGGCUCAAAUAAGAGCCACAAAGUAGAGUCAUCUCAGCAACCUGCAGCCAGUACCCAGCUUCCUACAACACCGUCUUCAAAUCCCAGUGGGUUAAACCAGCACACAAGGAACCGUCAAGGGCAGUCACCAGAUCCACCAUCUGCUUCGACGGUUACUCCUGAUUCAGCCAUUCUAGGAGUUCUUCAGUCCAACAUUCAGCAUGUGCUGGUCUAUGAAAAUCCUGCUCUUCAGGAGAAAGCGUUGGCUUGUAUUCCAGUCCAAGAACUAAAAAGGAAAUCACAAGAAAAGUUAUCAAGAGUUAGAAAAUUGGAUAAAGGUACUAAUGUAAGUGAUGAGGAUUUUCUUUUGCUGGAGCUUUUGCACUGGUUUAAGGAAGAAUUUUUUCACUGGGUGAAUAACAUUUUGUGCAGCAAAUGUGGUGGACAGACUAGGUCUAGAGAUAGAUCAUUACUACCCAAUGACGAUGAGCUGAAGUGGGGCGCAAAGAAAGUGGAAGAUCAUUACUGUGAUGCCUGCCAGUUCAGCAAUCGAUUCCCAAGAUAUAAUAACCCUGAGAAACUUUUGGAAACAAGAUGUGGACGGUGUGGCGAGUGGGCCAAUUGUUUUACACUGUGCUGUCGAGCUUUAGGAUUUGAAGCUCGCUAUGUUUGGGAUUACACAGACCAUGUCUGGACAGAAGUCUAUUCUCCUUCUCAGCAGCGGUGGCUACACUGUGAUGCAUGUGAAGAUGUCUGUGACAAGCCACUUCUUUAUGAAAUAGGAUGGGGCAAGAAGCUUUCCUACGUCAUAGCAUUUUCAAAAGAUGAGGUAGGGCAUAAAAGAAAAAAACUUUUUUCCAAAAAUAAAAUACAAUAUUCCCCUAAUCUUAACAACUUUUUUAAAAAACAUGAAUUACAGAGGCAACUGUUUUUGUCAGAAAACAGAAGGAAAGAACUUCUCCAGAGGAUAAUUGUGGAGCUUGUUGAAUUUAUAUCUCCCAAAACCCCUAAACCUGGAGAACUUGGGGGAAGAAUAUCUGGGUCAGUGGCUUGGAGAGUAGCCCGAGGUGAAAUGGGUCUACAGAGAAAAGAAACCUCGUUUAUUCCCUCUGAAAAUGAGAAGAUUUCUAAACAGCUCCACCUUUGUUAUAAUAUUGUGAAAGAUCGUUAUGUUCGAGUUUCAAAUAACAAUCAAACCAUUUCUGGAUGGGAGAAUGGUGUGUGGAAAAUGGAAUCUAUAUUCAGAAAAGUUGAAACAGACUGGCACAUGGUAUAUUUGGCCCGAAAGGAAGGAUCAUCUUUUGCUUAUAUUUCCUGGAAGUUUGAGUGUGGGUCGGUUGGCCUAAAAAUCGAUAGCAUUUCUAUUAAAACAACUAGUCAAACUUUUCAAACUGGAACAAUAGAAUGGAAAUUGCGAUCUGAUACAGCACGAGUAGAACUGACAGGCGAUAACAAUCUUCACUCCUAUGCUGAUUUUUCUGGUGCCACUGAAGUUAUUUUGGAAGCAGAAUUAAGCAGAGGAGAUGGUGAUGUCGCUUGGCAACACACCCAGCUGUUUAGACAAAGCUUAAAUGACCAUGAAGAAAAUUGUUUGGAGAUAAUUAUAAAAUUUAGUGACCUUUGAGAUCCUGAACAUUAUAGAAAAGCUAGCAAUAAUCAAGGACUUACUAAAGUAGUCUGUUGGUUCAGUGCAUGCUUAGUUGGCAGUUACCACCCUGUGCUAGCAUAUUUCUUUUGCUAGCUAUCCAUGUAACCCUCAUGAAAAUUAUCUUUAUACUGUGGACUAUAAUAAAAUAUUGAAUUAAAAACUUUCUUCCAUAUGUGACUAUAA
This is a messenger RNA of Cercocebus atys (sooty mangabey), 2280 nucleotides long. RefSeq names its product N-glycanase 1 (gene NGLY1). Gene Ontology annotation, molecular function: peptide-N4-(N-acetyl-beta-glucosaminyl)asparagine amidase activity. Gene Ontology annotation, cellular component: cytosol; cytoplasm; nucleus. The coding region runs from base 130 to 2073 and encodes 647 amino acids. The record is from RefSeq and is a predicted model, not a curated record. Lineage: Eukaryota; Metazoa; Chordata; Mammalia; Primates; Cercopithecidae. Gene Ontology annotation, biological process: glycoprotein catabolic process; protein deglycosylation; protein quality control for misfolded or incompletely synthesized proteins. The transcript is spliced from 11 exons.